Messenger RNA from Neoarthrinium moseri, 1485 nucleotides. RefSeq lists its product as uncharacterized. The record is from RefSeq and is a predicted model, not a curated record. Lineage: Eukaryota; Fungi; Ascomycota; Sordariomycetes; Amphisphaeriales; Apiosporaceae. Gene Ontology annotation, molecular function: aldehyde dehydrogenase (NAD+) activity. The coding region runs from base 1 to 1485 and encodes 494 amino acids. The transcript is spliced from 7 exons.
AUGGCGCCAUCCGCAACUGCUACCGCAACGAUUCAGACAAAGUCAAGCACACCGGACCUGAGCUUUGAUAGGUCAUAUGUGCAGAUUAUAGGAGGCAAACCCAGCCCUACAAAAGAAGUUAGGCACGGCUUGAACCCUGCAAACUUGCAGCCCAAGGAAGACGUCCCUCUUGCGACGCAGGAAGACCUUGAUCGUGCUGUUACUUGUGCUAAAGAUGCAUUUAAGACGUGGUCUCGUGUACCAUAUGAAGAGCGUCGCAACGCGGUGCUGGCCUAUGCCGAUGCCGUUGAUCACCUGAGGCUGCAAUUUCGAGACCUUCUCGUCGCUGAGCAGGGGAAGCCUAUACCUCAAGCAGAUUACGAAACAGAUGCAGCAAUUGAAUGGAUGCGUGGGAUGGCCAACAUUGCUCUUCCCGAGGACGUAAUCGAAGACAACGCGAGACAUACGGUGACCACGCGAUACGUUCCGAUUGGCAUUGUGGGUGCUAUUAUCCCGUGGAAUUUCCCUCUUCUCCUCGCCACGGGAAAGAUCGCUCCAGCUCUCUUGACAGGGAAUGUCAUUAUUGUAAAACCCUCACCCUUUACGCCGUAUUGUGGGCUCAAACUCGUUGAACUCGCCCAGCAGUUCUUCCCACCGGGCGUCGUCCAGUCCUUGAGCGGAGAUGACAGGCUUGGCCCAUGGAUUACCAGUCAUCCUGGUAUCGAUAAGAUUAGCUUCACUGGGUCUACUACAACUGGUAAACUUGUGCUCCAAAGCGCAAGCAAGACGCUCAAGCGUGUGACCUUAGAACUUGGCGGAAAUGAUCCAGCCAUCGUUCUCCCUGAUAUCAACAUAGACAAGGUUGCUCAGCAGGUUGCAUUCUAUGCAUUUCUGAACUCGGGCCAGAUCUGCCUGAACCUCAAAAGGAUCUAUGUGCACGAGUCUAUAUACGAAGAGUUUAGGGAUGCGGUUGUAGGGCACGUCAGAUCAUAUGUCAUAGGUGAUGGUUCGAAGCCCGGCGUUAGUCAUGGGCCACUGCAGAACUCGAUGCAGUAUGAACGUGUUAAGACGUUUUUCGACGAUAUCGAGAAGCAGGGCUGGAAAGUGGCCACUGGAGGAAAGAUUGAGCCAUCUCAAGGUUAUUUUGUUACUCCCACAAUCAUCGACAGACCCGACGAAGAUUCGAGAAUCGUCGUCGAGGAGCCUUUUGGUCCCAUUGUGCCACUCCUGUCCUGGAAGACAGAGGAUGAGGUUAUCACACGAGCAAACAACACUUCCAUGGGUUUGGGGGCCUCAGUGUGGAGUAAUGACAUCAAGAAAGCGACGAGAAUUGGCAAGCUGAUUCAGGCCGGCAAUGUGUGGAUCAAUACGCACUUUGAUCUUUCACCAAUGGCGCCGUUUGGAGGGCAUAAGGAAAGCGGCAUUGGGGCUGAAUGGGGAUCCAAUGGCCUCAAAGGCUUCUGCAAUGUUCAAACUCUUUUCUGUAACAAGCAGACCGUCAGCUAG